Molecule: messenger RNA, 354 nt
Organism: Rhodamnia argentea
Lineage: Eukaryota; Viridiplantae; Streptophyta; Magnoliopsida; Myrtales; Myrtaceae
Product: zinc-finger homeodomain protein 14-like
Exons: 1
Coding region: 1-354 (117 amino acids)
Biological process (GO): regulation of DNA-templated transcription; regulation of developmental process
Cellular component (GO): nucleus
Molecular function (GO): DNA-binding transcription factor activity; transcription cis-regulatory region binding
Source: RefSeq, a predicted model, not a curated record
AUGAUCACCCCAAAGGAAGAGAGUUUUGGCCUUGAGGUAGCCCUGCCGAUGCUCAACGCCGGUGGAGAGGAGGAGAGGUUGAACCAGCCGGUCGCACCGGCACAGCCGGAGGACAAGCAGAGGAGGCGCAAAUCCAAAUUCACAGACGAGCAGGUCGACCAGAUGCGAGCUUUUUCCGAGAGGCUGGGUUGGUCGAUGAGGGAUUGCACCCGGGCGGAGGAGAUUAAAAGGUUUUGUGCCAACAUGGGCAUCAGCUGGACGGUGUUCAAGACGUGGCUGCACAACAACAAGAAGCAUUAUGGUCGUGGACCUAGCUCUAAGAAAAAUCGGUCCUCCGCAAGGGACAAUAUCUGA